Messenger RNA from Pocillopora meandrina, 8724 nucleotides. The record is from the annotation of a GenBank genome assembly. Lineage: Eukaryota; Metazoa; Cnidaria; Anthozoa; Scleractinia; Pocilloporidae.
AUGGCGGAACUUAGAAAGCGGGGAGCCACCAGUUCUCCCCUCGAGGCAGAUUUCAAGUUAACCCACGAUUCGCCCUCAGUGAUUGCACAUCCAAAGGGGAAAAAUUCAGCAGGCUGGACGUUCUUUUUAAUUCUUAUUUUGUACUUGUUCUCCUGGUACAUUAGCUUCAAAGCUUCCAGAUCUGUACCCGCGCCCAGAACAUCAAUGGGGAGUUCCGUUAGCGAAUUUGUGGAAGAAAAAGCUCGCCAACAUUUAGAUGCAAUUACAUCCAUGGGACCGCGGCCUGCUGGAAGCUAUGCAAACGAAAUUCAAGCUGUAAAUUAUAUCGUUGGAGCUUUACAGACAAUAAAGGACACUGCACGCGAAGAUGUGAUCAUCGAAAUUGACAUUCAGAGACCAUCGGGUAGUUUCAAUUUAGCCUUCUUUGAUGGAUUUACAAGCGUCUAUCGCAAUGUGACCAACAUCGUGGUCAGAAUAACACCGAAAGAAAGCUAUCCGCCCAAAGACACUAUCCUCGUCAAUGGGCAUUUUGAUAGUGUGCCGGGCAGUCCUGGCGCUAGUGACGAUGCGGUGAGCUGUGCUGUGAUGCUGGAAGUGAUCCGAUGUCUCGCGCAUACGCGCAGCUUCCGUUUUACACACGGUGUUGUCUUUAAUUUUAAUGGAGCUGAGGAGAAUGUCUUACAAGCAAGCCACGGCUUUAUUACGCAGCAUAGAUGGGCAGAAACUAUCAAGGCGUUUGUGAAUCUGGAGGCAGCUGGUGCAGGUGGGUGGCAGGGUAACGUGGCCUUACAUGUUACAGAGCUGUAAAACGUUUGCGUGCAUCACGGACUCUCACGGGCUUAUGUGUGAAGUCAUAUCAACAGUACAAUAAAGUGGCAAAAUUUGGAAGAAUGGAGAAAUGACGCAACUAUUUGCCUUGGUUUAGAGGCAAGUAGAAGAGUUAGGCUUGAAACUUUUCCCACUGACUGUCCUUUGGCAAGGACAUAACUUAUUUUAAACUGCCAUGUUAGCAGGAUAUGUUACAGUUGUAAUAAUAUGUAUUGAACAAUCUAGAUGAACUGUGUUCAAAUGAACACUUAAAAUUUAUGACAGAUUUCUACAAUUCAGGAAUGUUUGGAAGAGAUAUUUGAACAAUCUGUGGAUAUAAAAAUGAAAACAAGUGUGAGCAGUGCAUAAACCAUACAAGGGCAUGAGGCAAAAGCAAGAAAAAAAGGGGAAGCUAGGAAAGGGUAAAGCAAGGCAUGGUGUGCCACUGUGCCUAGAGAUUCCAGAAAAUUCACUUAAAUUAUUUCACAAUGGUCCAUAGUAAAGGUUAGCCCCAGCAUUUCAUCAGACUUUCCUGACAAUUUUCUUUUACUUACUUAUACUCCUGUAAUUAUGUGAUUAUUUUGGUUGAUUUUAAUUGAUUUAUCUUUUCAAUCCAGGUGGAAGGGAAGUGUUAUUUCAGGCAGGUCCUGAACAUCCUUGGCUGAUCAAGACAUAUUCAGAGGUAGCCCCACACCCCUGUGCACAAGCUCUUGGCCAAGAUGUCUUUCAGAGUGGAAUCAUACCUAGUGACACUGAUUUCAGGAUUUACAGGGACUUUGGCCAAGUACCAGGUAUCUGAAUUAUGGACUGACACCUAGAGACUGAUUGAAUGACUGAAUGACUGACUAAGUGAAUAAAUGACUUAUUGACUGAUUGUUUGAAUGAAUGAGUGAAUAAACAACUUGAUGGCUGGCUUACUGAAAAACUUACUGACCUACUGACUGAAUUACUCACUCACACUGAAAGAUUGAAUGACUGAUUGAAUGACUGACUGACUGACCGAUUGUAUGAUUGAUUGCCUUACUGACUGACCGACUGAAUGAAUGAAUGAAAUGCUCCUUAACUGACUGAAUGACUGGUUAGUAUUUGAUCAAUUCAUUUUCACUGAUUACCUUAUUGACUGAUUGAUUGUAAUCUUAGUGAAAAUCUCUUUUGCAUUGAACCAAUCUGGUUAGCAUACUAAUAAUUUUCUGAUGUGUAGGAAUGGACCUUGCCUAUAUUGCCAAUGGUUAUGUUUAUCACACAAAUUACGAUACACCAGCUGCUGUUACUCCAGGCUCUAUCCAGCGUGCUGGUGAUAACAUACUGGCUUUGGUCAAGAGCAUAGUUAAUUCACCAUUUCUGGCUGACCCUGGAGAGUAUCGUCAUGGUUCCAUGGUGUUUUUCGACUUCCUGGGAAUUUUUGUGAUACAUUACCCUGAAAGAAUUGGCUUGGUGAUAAAUCUGACAUCAGCUUUUGUGGCAGUUCUUUGUCUUAUGAAAAAAUUCCUUCAUUUUCCAGCAAAGAGAACCAUCUUUGAAGAGGGUAAGGCAUAAUCUACAAGUACAAAUCUAUUAUUAACAUUCUACAUUUUCUAAAUUAUGUACAAUGAGCUAUGAAAGCAUAGGCCUUAAAGCAGACCUGAGUACAUCUUCUUUUCCAUAUGUGAAUUAAUCAAAGUUUUGUAGUCUUAAAAAAAAAAAUAAAAGCUACACAAAAUAAACAAGGUAACAAUGGGUGCUUUUUUUUAUCAACUCUUUUAGAGCGUUUCAUAAAAUAUGAUUAGGUCAUUUUUGGGACUGGUAAGCUUUUAUAUUCUGUUCAUUGUUUCCAUGCAUGUUGAUAAAAUUGUCAACAUUUUCAAUUUUCUGUUAAGCCAGUUUCCUACUGUGAUAGGGAAAAUGGCAUAGAUGAGGGGUGUCAUACAAUGUUUACAAGAUUGUGGAUCUUAAAGUACACUGCAAUUGAAAGCUGUCCUUAACACUCUUUUUAACUGUUGUUUUUCAUCAGGCAAAGUAUUAAGACUUUCAUCUGGUGUAGGAGACCUUAUCAUCUCUCUGUUCAUCCUAUUACUCUCAUGGAUAGUUGGAACAUCAUUAUCUGUGGCUGUAGGUGUCCUUCUGACAUACUCAGGUCACUCACUAACUUGGUACUGCCGACCCUACCUACUCUUGGCAUUAUACACAGCACCAUCUCUACUGGGCAUUGGUUUGGUUCAUUUUCUCAUUAAGAAGUCUAUUGUGGCAAAGGUAGACACAAUUUAGUUGUCAAUUUAGUGACAAGCAAAGAAAAUUUGACAAUUUCCUUUCUUCUUAUGACCAAUAUAUUUGAUCUGGGGGUGACAGUCAGGGACUUCAAGACAAGCUGUUGACUGCCAGAGUUCCACCUCAUACUUCAUAACAUGUCCCUGAUCACUCUGGUUAAAAUAAUCACCUUUUGGCCUUUUAAUGAACUUUUUACACUCGCAUACUUUUGCUGCAUCUAAUGCCUACUUCAAAACAUUUUGAAACACCUGGACAGCAUGGGGAGAAAUGAGAUGCUAGUCUCCCUAAAGGGUUAAUGGGUCAACAGAAAAGUUAAUAUUGUUUUGCCUCCUUUUUGGUCUGCAUAAUGUACUUGUGGUGAACUGAUCAUCUCAAGUCUUUGUUUGCACUCAUUUGAAUUUCAUUAUUUGUCUCCAUAGAAAGUGAAUUUUAUUUUGUCAGGUUAAAGAUUUAUCAAUGUCUUAAUUCAUUGGUUUGAUUGUUCAACAUAUGAAAAGAACCAAGAAAAAAGAACAAAGAACCAAAAUUUAUAUUUUCAUUUUGAUCUCUGCUUUCAGUUUCUUAUGGCAGAAUUUGUAGCACUUAGCUAUGAAGUGUCCUCCUUUUCAGGCAGUAACUGGUAAAAUUCAUCACUAGUAGCACUUCUUGUUACCGCCUAAAAUCACCUGAUAUUCUGGAAAAUUCAACAUUUUAAAGGAUUGGUCUGAAAAUUUAACAUACCUGUUUUACUUAAAAUAAGGGAGAAGAGUGGCUAUGCACACUUGUUAUGCUUCCAGUGAAGCGGAACAGGUUAAAAGUCAAAUCAAGCAAAAAAAACCACCAACAAUGGGCUGUGCAUAAGCAUUUCCUACCAGUUUAAGUUUGGACUGCAUCUUUUUUCAUGUUGUGGGAUACUUUGCCAUACUGCAUCUCAGCAUCAGCUUCAAAAAUCUUAUAAAUUUAUUGAGGACUAGUCACAGAUCCAAAAAUGAAGAUGGAAAUUACAUUUACUAAAAGAUAGUGUUUUCAAUGUUUUUUUCCUCAGGAAAAAGCUGUGUCAGAGAAGAAAGAAGACAACAUUCCUCUCAAGGAAAGGAUAUCUAACCAACUUGUGAAGAAAGAAGUAGAAACAUUUUAUGCUGCUUUCCUUGUCUGGACAAUAGUCAUGUUGGUAAUGUCAUAUUAUCGCCUGGCUUCAGCACAUUUACCAUUGCUCUUCAUCAUCUUUCCACUGAUUAUACGAGUUGUUAUAUGGGACAAUGUAUUAACUGCAAAGACAAGUCAUGAAAAUGUUGGAGCGUUUUUGUUUAUGUAUCUCUUAGCUACACUAGUACCUGUUCAGUUUUGUAUGUAUUUGACAUUUGCUAUGUUUGACGUCUUUAUGCCUAUUAUGGGUCGAGCUGGAACACAAACACCCCCAGAUGUCUUUAUAAGUGUCCUGUGUGCCUUUGGAGUUGUGCUGUUGACUUCUUAUAUGGUGAGUGUGCUCAGUGAAAUUCGAUCAAUUUGCUGAUUAAAUACUGUUAAAAUUCUGAUAAGAAGAUAAUUAAGGGAAAGUUUGUACUUGAGCCAAGCAACCCCCCUGAAUGUGAUGCCAGUCCAUCACAAGGAUAACCCCCCCAGAAUUUUAUCAGGCUUCCCUGACAAACUUGGUUGGUACCUUCUCUUAAUUCUGGGCCCAAUUGUUUGAAAGGUGAUUAGUGCUAACAUACAGUGUAGGUUUACAUUUAUUCUUGGUUUCUUUAUUCCCUUGUUUAAAAGCCUUUUUUUGGGAUAAUUUUCUCUAUACUUUUUAGAGCAUUCAACAUCAAAUUGUAGACAAAAAGAAUUCUCCUGAAUGAUCUGAAAUCAGAUUUCACACUAACCCUGGGUUAUCUUAACCCAGCUUUGAACAACUGAGCCCUGGAUGGAGAGAGAGAGAGAAAGAGAGGCACUAAGAAAGUGUUAUGUUUCUUGCUCAAUAACACAACCCAAUGACCUGGCCAGGUCUCAAAGCCAGUCCUCCUAUCAAGCCAGAGUUCAGCAAGCUAACCAUUUGGCCAACACAUCUCCCACAAAGUUCUAAUAUGCUUCUAUUUAAAUUUACCUUUUUUUUUUAGGUUAGCACUGUGUAUGUUCUGGGAAACCUCAAGCUUCCAGCCAUAUUUCUUCUGUUUGUUACCACUGUAGGAAUGGUUAUAUCGCUCUCAGGACUGUCAUUUCCUUACUCAGCCAUCAAUCAGUGCCCUAAAAGGGUGUUCUUUCAGGUAAGAAGAAAUUCAUUCAAUCAAUUCAUUCAAUCAUUUUCCUGCAGGAUUGUACCAACUGUUUCAGCUAAUUGAACUAUUUUAACUAGUUGAACCAAUUCAGCUAGUUUUUGCAUUUUUUCUCGGGGAAGCAAAUCAGCAUGUUUGACUAUUUUAACCACUGAAACAAAUUUAGCAUAUCUGUGCAAUUUGUUUAGUUUAACCUACUCAGCUGAUUUGACCACUUUUACCAGUUGAACCUAUUCAGUUAAUUUGUGUGUUUUGUCCAAUUUACCGGUAACUGUUUUAGCCAAUUUUGGUGGUAACAAGACAAUGUGAACAAACAAAUAGUAUGCUAGUCUCCAGAUUGAAGUGAGCAGAAUGAACAGACAAAAAUUGUAUUCAGAUGAGAGGUUCUCAUAUAAAAGUUUAACCCUUUGCACCAGAUCUCUUUGCAUUUCCCAUAGUACUGACAAGGAGAAUUUGUUUGAUAAUCAAGAACUUCCCUAAGCAAUGAUCAUUUCCUUUAUUCUUACAAUGACCUGAAACAACUUCAAACAAAGUUGAAGCCUUUUCUUUUGAAACAUGCCUCAACUUCCCCAACCAGGAUUUGCUGAAAAUGCAAGUUGCAAAGCCCUGACACUGUGCAUGCUUGCAUUUUAAUUGUUCAAGCUUUCAGCAUAGAUUAUUACUUUUUGGAGGGUUCUAAAUUCACACUGGAGUGCACAUUUUCACAACCAUUUAUUAGACCAUUAAAUAGUGGGUAUGUUCACACCAUUGAUGACUCCAUCCAAAAGAUGUUUUUCAGUUAAACCUCUCACCAACAUUUUUUCUACAUGCAGCACACAUCAAGAACAUUUUACAAUAAUGCUGGUGAAGUGGUUCAACAAGAUGCAGGUGCCUGGAUCACUCCACUAGACUAUCUUGGCAUACAGCCAUUCAGUGAUAUACCCAUGUUUAAAAAGGCUUUGCCUGCACCUCAGGACGGAGUUUAUGGAGGUUUUCCUUAUUACUUGCCAUUGAGGCAUCUCGUGCGGUAUGUGGUACUUGCUCAUUCAAUGUUCUUCGAUUGGUCUCUGGUUAUUCAUUGCAUGGCCAAUUCACAGGAAUUUCAUUGAAGAAGAGUAUGGAAUAGAAUACAAGCUGUCAGGCUUUGCUAACUUAAUGCGUUAGACAAGUUGGGUAGAAAAUACACAGCUUUGCUUUAACUCUGGAAUGGGAGGGGUCAGUAGAAAAUGGCAAAGAAUUAUUCUGGCAAAUCAUUAGCUCUGUGUGCUUAAUUAAUCAACUGGCUAAGAAAUGGGGACCAUGUGUUAUCUAUUAAGUGUUGAUCUUCCUUUCAUGCCAUAUGUGAUUUAUUUAUUUUGCUCACCUAUCCUUGAAUGUUUAAGGAGCACUUUCAUGGCUACUUGAUAACAAAGCUACAAUAAACAAUAGGUACCAUGAGCCAUCACACUUUUUUCUUUCACUGUUACUCUGACAUCCUUAUAGCAUUUAGUUUGUGACAUGUACUGGGUGAUUUGUGAUAAUUGUUCCUUAGAUCCCAAUUAUAGAAAAAGAAUCCUGCAUGAACCCAACUCUGAAUUUAUUUGAUUACUAUUCUGAACAUUUAAUAUUACUGUUUAGUUUAAUUUUAUAACUCUGUCUAAUUGUGAAGUAUUGUAUUUGCAAUCAGAAAAUCUUGGUAUCUCCCUGGUCCUCCACCUCAAGUCAAAACAUCUCCAAUGGAAGUGAAAUUGCUACAUAGGAAGAAACAGGGUCAAGUUUACUCAUUUAAAUUCUCAAUAUCAGGUCAGGUUUCUCUCUUUAACCCUUUGACCCCUUGAAGUGACCAGCAUCUAAUUUCUCCUCACAUUAUCAUGCAUUCAUAUCUCACCAGUGUCUGACUUCUAACUGCCUCAGGUCCUGAUCACAUGGCUGUAUACGUAUCACCUGCUAGUGACAUAGAUUUGCUGACCUCUUCCCUCGGUCCCCUUUUACCAAUUCAAGAUGGUGGAGACAGAGUUGUGUACUUUAUUUACUAUUCUCAUGGUACUGAUGUGGGGCCCUGGGAACUAUCGCUUGAGCUUCUGGUGAGUCGGACAAUUACAGUAUUAAUCAUACUCGUGAUUACAAAUCAGACUCCUGCCUUGCAGUCAUCUGACUUUGUAAGCUUCUGAAAUGUUCCAGAACAUUUUGUAUAUAUAUAUAAAGACUCACUUAUGUGGUAGUUGGGGUAGUUGUUGUUGUUGGAGCAACAACUGUAUAGAAAGCUAUACUGAGAGAGAGUUACUGCUGAAGAUCACUUAUUUCAAGGAACUGUGGAGACAGCAGUGAGAUUGUGUCAGUGGUGAGCUAGGAUUUAGACUGUGGUGGGCUUAAUUAAGUUUAUUAAUGAUAAGUAUUUUACUGCUUUGAGGAGUUGCUCCUUGUCAAGAACAUCACUUGCUGUUUAAUAAAAUAUUAAGUUUGUAGGAUUGUAGUGUUUUCUGUCAGUUAGAUCAUACAAUAACAAAAUAAACUACCGGUAUUAGUAUCUGGUGUUUGAAAAUUGAUAACCUUAGUCUGUAAGCAGGUCCUUAUUAUAGGUGCUUUGGCACAAGUGUUUCUUCACCUGCAGGAAAAUAUGAGGCCUUGAGUAACACAGCACCACAGUUUUGUAGAAAUGUACACCCUUUAAAAAGUGCAAGACUUCAUUUUGUCGUUAUAGAAAUGAAGAAUGCUUCAUAUUGUUGUUACAAAAACAAACAAUGCUUUUAGGGUCAUUACUCAAACAUAUUUCAGUUCUGACUAAAUGAUUGCUUUCUGUGUACUAGUCAAAGUCUUCAUGGUUUUGGUGGAAAUGAACACUGCAUAAGUGAUAAAGAUUUCUCAAAUUCACAAUCUGUUUGUGAGUUCAAAACAAGUUCAUAUCAAAUGAACAAUGCUUCAUUUUGUUGUCAUCACUAGAACAUAUUUCUUUUCUGAUCAUCAUCUUCAUGGUAUUAUUAGGAACAAACAGCACUUUAUUGAUAAAGAUUUCUCAACUUCAUUACCCAUUUAGAGUCUGUCAGUUAGAUCUUUUCAGUAUUUGUUUCCUCGUGAGAUAUGACUCAGGAUUUCUGGCAACAAGACUAAAAGUUUCAGGCAACUUGACUCUGGUUUUGAGCAACAUGACUUUUGGGUGACUUGACUUGAGCCCUGGUGAACCCCCUCCCUAACCUGUCUCAAGUAUUCCUUGGGCAGAGAAACAUGGGUCCUGCAGUGCUGAUAGCAAGCACUUGCUCUCAGGCUAAUAUAUCCCAAGAUUCUUUUAAUUUAAAUAUCAUUUCAGCCAAAAAGACAUCUCCCGGCCAAGAGCAAUUUGUUGGACUUUGCUGUGGCAGCACAUUAUAUUCACGGUAAAGAGUCAUCUUCACCUUUCCUCAAAGAAGUCAUUCAAGCUAUUCCAGACUGGAUUUUUGCUAAUGAUUGGGUGGACACAUACAAGAGCUGGUCUUACACUACAUAA